Drosophila willistoni is the source of this 1028-nucleotide messenger RNA. RefSeq lists its product as uncharacterized. The transcript is spliced from 2 exons. Bases 299 to 790 code for a protein of 163 amino acids. The record is from RefSeq and is a predicted model, not a curated record. NCBI's taxonomy places the organism in Eukaryota, Metazoa, Arthropoda, Insecta, Diptera, Drosophilidae.
UGGUCUACUCAACUUGUAACUUGGCUAACGUUAGUCCUAUUUUACUUAGAAAAAGUCGUUUAUUAAAGUAUAUAAUAAUGCCGUUAUCGAUAUCGGUACAAAUAAGCUAAACACAAACACAGUUGUGGAGCUUUUAUUGUGAAAUUGUCAAAAUGGUUCGAAAAGCCAAAUUAUUGCAUCCCUGUUGAAAUUAAACAAUAUAUUUUGACUAUAAAACGGGAAUCGCUGUGAAGACCAGAGAGGAUUUUCAAUAGAUUCUACUGCAGUCAGCGGAGUAAAAGCAAAAGUCAAUAACAAUAUGUCUGUGGAAACUACAGCUGACAACGAGUACAACUUUGAGGAUAAAUUUGAAAAGCAUUUACGUUACGUAUUUUAUAUGAAACCCCUAUCAGAGAAUCCAAAAUGUGAUACAUCUAAAUUGGAAUUCUUUGGUGUUCUCAGUCUUAAAGAUGUCCUAAAACCUGAGCGUAAGCUUUGGUGUAUUUAUCAUUGCCGCCAGCCAGAUAUAGAUAGAACCAUUGACGCUUUACGGGAAAAAUAUGGCAAAAAGAAUAUGUAUGAAAUAUUCCGAAGGCCGAUAUUUAAGGGAGCUGCAUUGAGGGCGGGAGUUAAAAAACACUUUACGGACUUGAAAUGGUUUGUUAAAGGAAAUCUGUUAGAGGCUCCACCAAAAAGUCACUUCAAUGAUGAUCGCGUGAUUAAGUCAGUAACCGAUGUGUAUAAUAUCGAACGACAAAAACUCCAUAAUUUUAUGGCAAUGAAAUUACACUGGCGAAACCAACGUUGGUAGUAGUGAAAGCAACCAAAGAAAAUAAAGAAAUUGUGCAUAAUUCAGCGAUAAUAAGGAAUAAGGUUUUAAAUGUCUGAUAGAAUAAGUUAAUAUCAAAAAUAUUGUUCAAUUGCUUUUAUGAUAUGUUAUCUCUAUUUAAAUUGAAGUUGCCAGACUGAGGCGGAAAUAAUGUUGAAGUCUUUCGAUUUAGUAAUAAUUUAAAAGUUAAGCCGUACAAUUAAAUAUUUGCGGAUGGAUA